This is a messenger RNA of Pyricularia oryzae 70-15, 1997 nucleotides long. RefSeq lists its product as uncharacterized. The coding region runs from base 1 to 1503 and encodes 500 amino acids. NCBI's taxonomy places the organism in Eukaryota, Fungi, Ascomycota, Sordariomycetes, Magnaporthales, Pyriculariaceae. The record is from RefSeq and is a predicted model, not a curated record. The transcript has 5 exons.
AUGUCGGCCAAUUUGACGUUUUCUUUACCACCGCCCCCAUCAGGGAUCGACCUUGGCGAAACCCGAGUGCCAGACAUCUAUGGCGCGCUGAUAUCGACGUGGGCCUUAGCGGCCUUGAUGUUGGGCUUGAGGGCGACUGUGAGGAGGAGCAUGGGAGGGACGGCUUGGUGGGAUGACAUAUUGGCUUGGAUGGCGCUGGUACGGAUUCCGCCCAAACGUGGUCUUUGUUCGGAGCUGGUCUUGGACGUGCUGGUAGCAGCUACUGCUCAAGUCUUGGUGGUUAUCGUAUACAUGAUCCCCAACGGCACAGGCCGACACAUCUGGGCCGGCACGAUCCACUCGUCGAGGGCCUGGGCGAUUGGAAUGUUCGUCAUCCAGCUGACGUACGUGCUCGUCCUCGGCCUGGCCAAGUACUCGACCCUCUGCUUGUACUGGCGCUUGUUCGGCGCCGAGAAGCGCAACCGCAUCCCCAUCUGGAUCAUGGGCGGUUUGGUCACGGCCUGGGUCGUCGCGAUCCUCGCCACCACCGUCUUUCUGUGCCUCCCGGUGAAUGCGUAUUGGGAGCGCUUCAACCCGGAGAACCCCAUGCCGUUCAACCAGUUCGAGUGUGGCAUCGACAGCAAGCGGUUCUACAUCGGGACUGCCAUCCCGACCGUCGUCACGAACCUGUUGUUGUUGGCCAUGCCUGUGCCGUACGUCUGGCGGCUGCGGAUGCCGACUCCGCAAAAGGUUGCCGUCUUGGCUGUUUUCUUGUUCGGUGCCAUCCUCACCGUGGUGUCGGCGGUACGUCUUGUCGUCAUUGUUGACGUUGAUGUGGCCGACCCGGAUAUGACGUGGAACAUAGUCGACUCGAUCAUCUGGUCCCACGUUGAAGGCAACAUUGCGAUUUUAUGCUGCUGCCUCCCAACCCUAAAGCCGAUCCUGGACAUCUGCACCGCCGGCACCACCAAGGCCGCCGAGCGGGUGAACCGCGAGAGCCGCAAGCCCGCGGGCGCCGGCCUCGGCGGCGGCAGGCACAACGGCAGCAGCACGCUGGUGCGGACGCCGCAGAGCCAGAGCGGCAACGAGAUACCGCAGUGGCUGGACGAGAGCAGGAGCCGCUCGGAGCCGCAGCAGGGCAGCGAGCCCGGCAGCAGCAGCGGCGAGGUGGCCAACCUGCGCACCAUGACCGAGAUCAAGGCGCACCGGCGGCCGCCGCCCGCGCACGCCAACCCGUGCGUCGGUGGCAUCAGCAGCAGCUGCGGCAGCCUCGGGAGGAUGCGGUCCCUGACCAGCUCGCCGACGCUGUCGCGCAGUCGGAGUCUGAGCAGGGCGAGGCUGGCCAAGAGCAGGCACAGCAGCGAUGACGGCGCGCGGUCCGACGUGUCGAGCAUCGAGGAGGUGCCGGGCAUCACGGUCACGUUCGACGUCGUGGUGUCGAGCGAGAGGGUGGAAAUGCCGGAAAAGCCGGUGCAGCUGGAACAGUUGAGGUUCAGUAGUAGUAGUAGUAGUAGUAUUAUUUAACGCCGGGCUCGGCCCGGCUCAUUAGCCGGCCGUUAGCAACCUCCCGAGGGGUAUCUCGGCGCGCUUUCUAUUUUCUCUAUUUACACAGCGGAAAACAAGGGCAUAGAAGCGAAUCGAGCCUGACCGGGUUCGUGCCCGGUCCUGCUUACAGGUUUGUUCACUGACGCGACCCCGUGCCUUCAGGCGCACGGAGGAUUCGUCUGACGGCAGUUGACGGCUCUUCAUCGAGAGGGGCCUGUGUCCAAACAGCGGAGCUGUCGGUCGUUUGUAGCCAUGGAGACGAAGUUCCCAACAAGUGUGGGCUCGACGGCACAGGCGGGUGGUUGUUGUCGAUAGCCAGCCGGGUUAUCCUUGCCACGGGUAAGCGGGGAGGAGGUGGAGGGAGCAGGAUUCGAACCUACGUUACUCAAGUAACAGCCAUGGCGCUUAACCACUGCGCCAUUCCCCCCAAGUUGAGGUUCAGCGAGAUGGGGUUUCCAAAUAUGAAGUUUCCA